This is a messenger RNA of Penicillium alfredii, 645 nucleotides long. RefSeq lists its product as uncharacterized. NCBI's taxonomy places the organism in Eukaryota, Fungi, Ascomycota, Eurotiomycetes, Eurotiales, Aspergillaceae. The transcript has 4 exons. The coding region runs from base 1 to 645 and encodes 214 amino acids. The record is from RefSeq and is a predicted model, not a curated record. Gene Ontology annotation, molecular function: endonuclease activity.
AUGCAGACUAAGUUGGUAUUUACACGUCCCGGGGGCCUCAAACCUCCUCACUCUCCCCCAGCGCUGCUGUCUACCCCUCGUCGUCUCUCCCCUUUACCUCAGCUCAAGAAUGCUUCAAUCGAUGCCAAGAGUCCAGAUACCACGAGACAGGCGACAAAGCUAAGUCGGAUGGCUAUGGAGCUUGCCCUCGUGUCCCGUGCCGAUGCCCGUCGCGCUCUCCAGCGGCUGCAAAAUGGUGCGCAAGGCGCCAAACCGAGAGGCACGCGGACCUAUAAGCUGAAGUCACCAAUCGUGCGCCGAUCUCGAGUGCUGAAGGGGAUACCGCCGCGCCGUACGCCUGCGCCGCAAAACGCCCAUCGCCCGGUCGUUCUGGCGGAGAAGACAGACGAAGAGAUUGCGCGGUUGCUGGCUGGAGAACAGGCGAGCCACCUAUGCCACCAACCCACUUGUGUGAACCCUGACCACAUUGUGGUUGAGCCAAAGAUGGCCAAUGAAGCGCGCAAGGGAUGCCGGUCCCUGGGGCCUACCAUCAAGACAGUGUGGAAUGGCAAGGUGCUAAGUUUACCACCACGGGGCGUGUGUAACCGCCCUGGCCAAAGAUGCGUGUUUAUGAUCGAAUGGCGGCAUGCUGUUGCUGAUGAAUGA